Aspergillus melleus is the source of this 1407-nucleotide messenger RNA. RefSeq lists its product as uncharacterized. Lineage: Eukaryota; Fungi; Ascomycota; Eurotiomycetes; Eurotiales; Aspergillaceae. Bases 1 to 1407 code for a protein of 468 amino acids. The transcript has a single exon. The record is from RefSeq and is a predicted model, not a curated record.
AUGGAGAAACGUCUUAGACCUUCUGCGCCUAGUUUUCAACCUCACGCCGAUAAUUGCGAGGUGACCCGUACUCAACUCACUUCUGCUCAACUCGACGAUGGCAGUGAGGGCGAGGAGUUGCACGAAAGUAUGCUGGGACUCGAAGAGCGGAUCGUUGGGCGAGAAAGACAGCAAAGAACCGUCACUCAUCAGAGUAGGGCGGUCUCCGAUGCCAGAGUUCGCCCCGUGGUGCCAGUGCCGCCUGCCAUACCCACGCAACAUCCAGCACCAAACGUUGUGGCUACUCCCUUUCAGGCUCCCCGUUCGGGGCUCUUCCAACAUGGACAGUCUGGGAUUUCGCCAUCUUCGAGCAACCAGCAGCACCAAACCCUGCCCUUUAACCCUCUAAACAGAAGUUCAGGAUCGAUCCGUAUCGGUGCCGCACAUGGGAAAGCUCCGCAGGAAUUGGGUCCUUUUGCACCUGAAACUUUUCCCGAGCAUCUUUCUAUUACGGACUCUCGUGUCAAGUGCAAGUGCCCACAUUUGUGUGAGGUUUUCGAUGCCGGCGCUACCGUCUCAAAUAUUUCGGCUCGACUCGUUGAUUUGUACCGCCGAGUCGGAGUAUGGGCCUCUGUCCACGCCAACGUCCCAUUGCAUCGAUGGAACAGCAAUCUAGGGCCACAAGCAGAGGAGUAUCUCAAGGGUCUGGCAGACCCAUCCCAGCUGCCCGCCCUUCUCAGCUUCCCCACAACUAGGCACUUUCUCGUGGCCAAGGCGAUCAAUUACUACCUCGUACGCAAUAUUCUCAAGGUCAACAUCGCAGGAGCCUUCAGCACUGUUGCCUCUCAGGAGAUCAGUGAGAUUCAGACACAACUAGCAGCCGGUAAGCCAAGUGAAGCGGAGCAAGCUCAUCCAUGGGGCGGUCUUAUAAUUUGUCAUUCAAUAGUUGAACUCUCGGUGCUUGUGCGUCAAAUCGCCGUUUCGGCAAUAAUAUCUCGCACCAAACGCGUCCUGGAGCUUCCGGGCUUUGCCGCCUUCAUCCAGGGCAACUACAACACGCACGUGGCCAACCUAUGGCAAUCCGUCAGGCCUCUAUCGUCGGACCCCCGCGGGUCCUAUCAACAGGCGCGGCAGGAACUGACGAACGUUGUCUGCGAAGCGCAGCUGCUCGCCAGGGAUAUGUACCUAGCGCCGUUCCAGUAUGAAUUUGACUUUCCGGUGUUGGACGAGCGCUUCGAUCCGACCACCAUGGUGAAUCACGACCCAAAUCUCAAAGGGGAUCCUCAGGUGCUGAAGCUCAACGACUACCGCGUGAAGUUGAGCGUGACUCCGAUUACCAGGAUCCGCAACGUUUCGGUCACGCCUGCCGAAGACACGUUAGUUCAUUGGGCUCAAGUGUUGUUGAAGCCUGCGCCGUACAUUGGAUGA